This is a messenger RNA of Maudiozyma saulgeensis, 1422 nucleotides long. NCBI's taxonomy places the organism in Eukaryota, Fungi, Ascomycota, Saccharomycetes, Saccharomycetales, Saccharomycetaceae. The record is from the annotation of a GenBank genome assembly.
AUGACAUCAGAUACGACCAACACAACUAGCGAUGGAGAACCAAAUCACAAAAAACUUAAAAGGGAUAAUGCUCAAGAACUUGAAUCAGCCUCAUUGAACAAAUUGUCUAAUGUAAAAUUAUCGCAUGAACAAACAAAACUAAGAGAUAGAAUAUUAAGAUUUACUCGUAGACAUUUAAUUAGUUAUAAUGCAAAAAAAUCAACUAAACAUUCACCUGCAAUUUUCACUAUUCAGGGUGAUGCAGGUACAGGGAAAUCAGUUGUUUUAAAUUCUUUAUUUAACACAUUUCAAAAACUUUCAAUUGAGAAUGAUGAUCCUGAAGAUGUUUUAUGUGGUACAAAAAAUUACUUAGUGGUUAAUCAUCCCGAAAUGUUAAAACUUUACUUAAGGAUUAGUAAACAAUUUAAAUAUAUCAAAAGAGGAUCAUUAGAGAGACCUACAUCUCUAAUAAAUAGAUUAAUUAAAAAUAAUGAAUUGGCAGAUAUAAUUGUAGUAGAUGAGGCGCAUCUAUUGGCAACUUCAAAGGACGCUUUUAAGAAAUUUUAUGGGAAUAAUCAACUGGAAGAACUUUUAUCAUUAGCAAAAGUUCUUAUUGUGGUAUACGAUCACAGACAAUCCUUACGAAUGGGGUGUUAUUGGGAUGAUUAUUCUAAGAACGGUGCAAGUUUGUCAAGACUUACUCAAAAAAUUCCUGAGACAAAGAGACAUUGGCAUGAAUUGGAAAAACAGUUCAGAGUUGCUGCACCACCGGAUGUCUUGGAAUGGAUAAAGAUAUUUACUACUACAGGAAAAAUACCAGAAUUCCCAAGGAGUGUGUUUGAGAAUAGCGAAACAAAGAAGAACAAAAAUUCUGAAAAAUAUGAUUUUAAAAUAUGGGAUGACUGUGGUAAAAUGUAUGAAGACUUAAAAUUGAAGAAUAAUAAAUAUGGUCAAUGUAGAGUAUUAUCUACUUAUGAUUUCCCGUAUAGACUAGAUGGUAAAGAUUAUUAUGUUGAAUGCGGAAAAAAUUUUAAAGUAAGAUGGGAUCGUUAUCAACCACGAGCUACUUUACCAUGGAGUGAACGUGCCGACUCAAUAAAUGAAGUAGGAAGUGUUUACACAAUGCAAGGUUUCGACCUAAAUUAUGCAGCUGUGAUACUCGGUAGAUCAAUCGGAUAUGACGAAAAUAAUGAUUGUCUUGAACUAAAACCAGAAUUAUAUGACGAUCGUGCUGGCUUUACCAGAAAGGAGAACAUCAUAUCUCCAGAUACUGUAAAAGCAAAAAUUAUCAUGAAUAGUUUGAACGUUUUAUUAACGAGGGGUGUGAAAGGUUUGUAUAUUUAUGCCUAUGAUUCCAAAUUGAGAAAACGGUUACAAAAAUCUAUGGUCAAAGAAAAGGAUGAUAGGUUUAAACACUAUAAUGAUAGAUAUUUUUACGACUAA